This is a messenger RNA of Lolium rigidum, 546 nucleotides long. Its product is annotated as pectinesterase inhibitor 10-like. The record is from RefSeq and is a predicted model, not a curated record. The transcript has a single exon. Lineage: Eukaryota; Viridiplantae; Streptophyta; Magnoliopsida; Poales; Poaceae. Gene Ontology annotation, molecular function: enzyme inhibitor activity. Gene Ontology annotation, biological process: negative regulation of catalytic activity. The coding region runs from base 1 to 546 and encodes 181 amino acids.
AUGGCGUCUUCUUCUCCUCGCCGUCACUUCGUCUCCCUCGUCGUAGUCGUCCUUGCCGUCUCGAUCUCCUUCCGGAGCACCGCGGCCAUCACCGUCGACGAGGCGUGCCGCAAGUACACGAAGCACCCGUCCUACUGCACGCACGCGCUGUCGGCAAAGGCGGGGCCACCGGAGACGACCCUGCCGGCGCUGGCGGAGCAGGCGGUGACGCUGGCCGCCGAGAGCGGCGGGUCGGCGGUGUUGUUCGUGAAGAACCUGGAGAAGAUGCCCGGCGGGAUGCCGCUGGGUUGCCUGGAGCGGUGCGUGGGCAAGUUCCAGGCGGCGGUGGCGGAGCUGACGCUGUCGAGGGUGGCGAUCGUGGAGCACAGGGACGUGGCCCGCGUGAAGGCGUGGGUGAAGGCGGCGAGGGCCGACGGCGAGACGUGCAUGGACGGGUGCCACACGGAGGGUGGCGCCGACCCCACCAUCAUCCACAGGAUCGGCGACCUCGGGAAGCUCUGUUCCAUCGCCCUCGCUCUCACCGAUGCGGCCGCUCAUAACAGCUAG